UACUCCUGACCUUUUAUUAGAUCCUGCAGUUGUCAAUAUGUCGUUGUUUAUUAAAAUAACUAGCGGUAAUCUCCAAAAUAUCAUGAAAAGCAGCCAUUAAGAUUUCGCAUAUUGAACUUGUUUAUUUACGUAGGAAACAGUAACAAAAUCAAACAAACGUUUCAAAAGUGACGCUCAAAUGAAUGGAUAUUCCAGUUUUCUUGUCCCGACAAGAUUUUUAGUCCUAUUGUCACAUCUGAUGCUUUGCUUCUGUUGCAUUUUAAGUGAUGGUAGAAAGUCACUACGGUACGGGUUGUUGUAUAGCCAAUUGGCGGAUGAGUAUUUCGAAUAUAUAAUCUCUUUCUCUCUUUCUGUUAUAUUUGUGAUGUUAGAACUAUGUGGGUUUUUGAGUGGUGCUACGAUGUUCAAAAACAUACAAAAUAUCAUAUCCAUUUCUUGUCACUUCUCUGGCACUAUACUGACAGCCCACUUCAUCAUCAGAAGCUGGAAAAUCGGUUGUUACUGGUAUGGAUUUGGGUUUACAGUUUGCUUUCCGUUAUUGUUAGAGAUUUGGAACGUCAUGUCAAAAGUUUGGUUCAGAAACAGUUUGUGACACAGAUGAUUGACAGAAAAUAUAAAGAUAAUUUUUUAAAAUAUAAAUGAAUGUUCUGACCCUAUUUAUUAUAUUCCUUUCAAAGGACUUCAUGAACCAAUCAGUGUUUAAAAUGAGAACAAUAAUGGUUUUAUACACAAUAAAAUAUCAC
Molecule: messenger RNA, 743 nt
Organism: Trichobilharzia szidati
Lineage: Eukaryota; Metazoa; Platyhelminthes; Trematoda; Strigeidida; Schistosomatidae
Source: the annotation of a GenBank genome assembly